AUGAGUGGAUAUAUACCCACGCCUGAUCUGCCUCACCCAGCGCAUAUCGAGCGCGAAUCAGCCCUGGGCAAGAAGUUUGGCAAAGAAGUGGUCAACUACUUCGGCUCCUCUCCUCUGAAUCGAGUGUCGUUCCUUCGUGAAGACCAUGACUUUAUUGCCGGAGCAUUCGCUCAUCCGUCUACCAAGUUCAUCGCGUACAAGAAUCUGUCUCCCCUGAUUGACUCGCCCACGAAGAUUCACUAUCUCAGCUACGAUGACAUCAAGACUAUCCAACCAGACAAUCCUUUCAAGAGAACCGAGAAAGAGCUGUUAGAGUCCUUCAACUCGAGCAUUGCGAUACCACAGCUUGUGUUCCUGGGUCUGGAUGAAACUAACAAGGAUGGCUAUACGUACAAGAACUAUACUGGAGCUCCUCAUUUCGCCAUCGAUGUGACACCCAAGAAGACCUUUGAGAAAGAGGCAGAAGCCUUGUCACAGAAAUGGCUGGACAGUGGCCUCAUGUUCGUAGAAGGCAUGCGCGCAAUGAAUUUUCCAGCAGAUAUCGCCGCUGAAUAUGCUCAAGGACGACAUUACCUGGACUGGAAUGCAAGGAACACUUAUUGCGGCACAUGUGGACAUCCUACUUUGUCCGUCAAUGCUGGCGCGAAACGUGUCUGCCCACCAAUCGACCAAGCUGAGACUCCAGCAGAGCGGACACCUUGCAAUACCCGGACAACACUAUCUAACUUGACCUUCCCAAGAACCGACCCUACCAUCAUUGUAGCUGUACUUUCGCACGACUCAAAACGUCUCCUGCUCGGUCGUCAGAAGCGCUGGCCACCAUACUGGUUCUCCACUCUUGCGGGCUUCAUUGAACCAGCCGAAUCCGUCGAGGAUGCCGUACGUCGCGAGGUCUGGGAAGAGUCCGGCGUCGUCCUUUCGCGAGUCCUCAUUCACAGUACUCAACCAUGGCCAUAUCCCGCCAAUCUGAUGAUCGGUGCGAUCGCCCAAGUCGCUUCUCCUGAAGACGAGGUAAUCAAGCUCGACAACGAUCCAGAACUAGAGACAGCGAAAUGGUUCGAGCUCGAUGAAAUCAAGGAGGCCCUGGAGAAUGGCACAAGCAGUUUGGGUGAAGCAGCACCGUCAGGAUAUAAAGAGGGUAAUUUGAGGUUACCGCCGAGAACAGCUAUUGCAAACCAGCUUAUUACAGCGGUAGUCGAGGGUGGAUUUUUGGAAGGCGUGACUCCAUUAGCGACUGCAAGUAAGAUGUGA
Messenger RNA from Lithohypha guttulata, 1251 nucleotides. RefSeq names its product NADH pyrophosphatase. Gene Ontology annotation, cellular component: peroxisome; cytosol. NCBI's taxonomy places the organism in Eukaryota, Fungi, Ascomycota, Eurotiomycetes, Chaetothyriales, Trichomeriaceae. The transcript has a single exon. Gene Ontology annotation, biological process: NADP+ catabolic process; NAD+ catabolic process. The record is from RefSeq and is a predicted model, not a curated record. Bases 1 to 1251 code for a protein of 416 amino acids. Gene Ontology annotation, molecular function: NADH pyrophosphatase activity; metal ion binding.